AUUUUAUCCGAGUCCGUACUCUUAAACGGAAUACUCAGUAUGUCGCCCUCUAAUUAAUUCUUACUCGACUCAGCCCAGUAUCUUUGUAUCUAAACCGAAUUCAAAACUCCCUCCGACAGCGAUUUUAAAAUGUCACGAUUCGCUUUCUCCGACUAAAAUUCAAAGCCGAUCAGAAAUCUGAGAGAAACAUUUAUUUCUAAAAUAGUGCGCGAUGAAUUAUUUCCGAGCGAAAUCAAAUCCAACUCUCGGCCGAGUUAAUCGCGCAACCGUCCGUUCAUCCGAAAUCUAGUUCACGCUGUUUUGCGUACAGACGAAACCCGCAGAAACAUUUUUAUUCCGAAAAAUAAAUUUAGCGCGACCCGAUUUGGAUUUUGGGCCAAGCCCAUUUCAGCCCAAUAGGCCCACUAAGAAAAACCCUAACCCUACCAUAUGCCUAUAAAUAGGAGCCCUCUCCCUUGCCCUUAGCCAUUUUUGCAUUCCCAACCCUACACUUCCCACAGCCGCCAGCCACUUUUUCUUCCCCACGAAGCACGCAGGGAGCUCCCUCCCUGUCCAUCCAUGGCGUCUCCUCCCCCUUCCUUGGGCCGACUCCAGCACGCGCGCGCGUCCUCUGCUCCACAUCCCAGCCAUGGUGGCCGCCGGUUCCCUGCUCCUUGCUCCACGACCAGCAGAGGUCAGCGGCGCCCUCCCUGCUCCUCCUGGCGAGCGGCUGCAGCAGGGAGCAGGAGCUUCCAGGCCGCCCAGCGCCCCUUUCUUCUUCAUGGCAGGAGCUCGCCCAUGGCCUUGGCUGCUUGUUGCUUCUCUCACCAGAGAGCCUCUUCCCAUGGGCGCCACCCCCUGCAGCUUCCCCUUGCCGGCGCCCAGAAAUUGCAGCAGCAGCCGCUCCUCCAGCCCCGCCAUGGCUUGCGACUCGGUGUCCUCCCUGCUUGCGUGCUGCUGCGCAGUGCCCAUGGUGCUUGCUAGGUGCUCGACGAAAUGUGCAGCAACCCCGUCGUCUUCGUGCGCUGCCGGCUCGCUGUUUGGUGGAGCCAAUGGACAGCACGCCGUGAUGCCGCCGUGUGUUCGCUGUUUUGCGCAGCCCCGAACGUCGUCGUCGUUCACCCCGGUGAGACCGCGACGCUCCGUGUUCGAUUCGGCAUCGACAUUAUUUUCAUACGAUUAAUUGUGUAUGUGUGCUGUUUUAUUUUAUUUGGUGGAGGAGAGGAACCCCGUGUUUUGCGAGAAGAAGGCCAAUCGUUCAACGCUCGUCGAUGUGCGGAGCAAUGCACAAAUCGGAAUCACCGUCGUUUGGGUUUGAUAUGGACCGAGAGAUGAUGAUCGAGCCAUUGAUGUGGUGCCAACCACAAGAUGCAGUUGGUGGACGACCCAAGGAAGGAUGGACAUAACCAGUGGAUGCUCGCCAAGCGAGUAUCCCCCCCAGCAAACACUGUCCAAGUGUUAAAUUAAAGGCAAGCCCUG
Zea mays is the source of this 1458-nucleotide messenger RNA. RefSeq lists its product as uncharacterized. The record is from RefSeq and is a predicted model, not a curated record. Bases 629 to 1162 code for a protein of 177 amino acids. Lineage: Eukaryota; Viridiplantae; Streptophyta; Magnoliopsida; Poales; Poaceae. The transcript has 3 exons.